Molecule: messenger RNA, 3523 nt
Organism: Gorilla gorilla gorilla (western lowland gorilla)
Lineage: Eukaryota; Metazoa; Chordata; Mammalia; Primates; Hominidae
Gene: SLC5A4
Product: solute carrier family 5 member 4
Exons: 16
Coding region: 248-2089 (613 amino acids)
Biological process (GO): transmembrane transport; sodium ion transport
Cellular component (GO): plasma membrane
Molecular function (GO): D-glucose:sodium symporter activity
Source: RefSeq, a predicted model, not a curated record
GAGCAAACCACAAUCUCCAGGUCCGGCUCAGGGUUGUUCUGAAACUCUUCAGAGAGGACGGCAGGCUCGCCCAUGGCAGCAUUGGUGCAGGGUCCAAUGUUAAGGAUGCUGUCACACACCUCAAAGGUGGCGCUGUGUGGAAGUUUAUGAAGAGACCUGGUCCGGAUCCAAGCUUUCUGUCCCCAUUCUACUUUCUGAAACGUCCACCAAAAGACACGGACCCCUGGCAUCUCAUAACCACUCAGCGAUGCUGAAGACCAACCGAGGUACUAUAGGAGGCUUCUUCCUCGCUGGUCGUGAUAUGGCCUGGUGGCCGAUGGGCGCCUCUCUCUUUGCCAGUAACAUCGGCAGCAACCACUAUGUGGGGCUGGCUGGGACAGGAGCAGCUUCAGGAGUCGCCACCGUAACAUUUGAAUGGACUUCCUCAGUAAUGUUGCCGAUUCUUGGGUGGAUCUUUGUCCCUAUCUACAUCAAGUCGGGGGUGAUGACCAUGCCAGAAUAUCUCAAGAAGCGGUUUGGUGGGGAGCGACUCCAGGUCUACCUCUCCAUCCUCUCCCUCUUCAUCUGUGUGGUUUUGUUAAUUUCUGCAGACAUAUUUGCUGGAGCCAUAUUCAUCAAGCUGGCCUUGGGAUUGGACCUUUACCUGGCAAUCUUCAUCCUCUUGGCUAUGACUGCUGUUUACACCAUCACUGGGGGCUUGGCCUCGGUGAUUUACACAGACACCCUCCAGACCAUCAUCAUGCUGAUUGGCUCUUUUAUUCUCAUGGGGUUUGCAUUUAACGAAGUUGGAGGUUAUGAGAGCUUUACCGAGAAGUACAUGAAUGCCACCCCAUCUGUAGUCGAGGGGGACAACUUGACAAUCAGUGCCAGUUGCUACACACCUCGGGCGGACUCCUUCCACAUCUUCCGAGAUCCUGUGACUGGGGACAUUCCAUGGCCAGGAAUUAUAUUUGGAAUGCCCAUUACAGCUUUGUGGUACUGGUGCACAAAUCAGGUCAUUGUGCAGCGCUGCCUGUGUGGCAAGGACAUGUCUCACGUGAAGGCCGCUUGCAUUAUGUGUGCUUACCUGAAGCUGCUGCCCAUGUUCCUCAUGGUGAUGCCGGGGAUGAUCAGCCGCAUCCUGUACACAGAUAUGGUAGCAUGUGUGGUACCUUCUGAAUGCGUGAAACACUGCGGCGUUGAUGUUGGCUGCACUAACUACGCAUACCCAACGAUGGUGCUGGAACUGAUGCCCCAAGGACUGCGAGGCCUGAUGCUUUCAGUCAUGCUGGCCUCUCUCAUGAGCUCCCUGACCUCCAUCUUCAACAGCACCAGCACCCUCUUCACCAUUGACCUCUACACCAAGAUGCGGAAGCAAGCGUCGGAGAAAGAGCUCCUGAUAGCUGGACGGAUAUUUGUUCUUCUAUUAACUGUUGUGAGCAUUGUGUGGGUCCCAUUGGUACAAGUGUCUCAAAAUGGACAACUAAUCCAUUACACAGAAUCAAUUUCUAGCUACCUUGGGCCUCCAAUUGCAGCUGUCUUUGUGCUUGCCAUCUUCUGUAAAAGAGUCAAUGAACAGGGAGCAUUCUGGGGUCUAAUGGUUGGACUUGCGAUGGGCCUCAUUCGUAUGAUAACAGAGUUUGCUUAUGGAACAGGGAGUUGCUUGGCUCCCAGUAACUGUCCCAAGAUUAUCUGUGGAGUGCACUAUCUGUACUUUUCCAUCGUUCUCUUUUUUGGGUCCAUGCUGGUCACCCUGGGAAUUUCCCUCUUAACAAAACCCAUUCCUGAUGUACAUCUGUACCGCCUGUGCUGGGUUCUUCGGAACAGUACAGAGGAGCGAAUUGAUAUAGAUGCAGAAGAGAAAAGUCAGGAAGAAACAGAUGAUGGCGUUGAAGAAGAUUAUCCUGAGAAAUCACGUGGAUGCCUCAAGAAAGCUUAUGACUUGUUCUGCGGUUUGCAGAAGGGACCCAAGCUAACCAAGGAGGAGGAGGAAGCCUUGAGCAAGAAGCUCACAGACACAUCUGAGAGGCCCUUGUGGAGGACAAUAGUGAACAUCAAUGCCAUCCUCCUCCUGGCUGUGGUGGUCUUUAUUCACGGCUACUAUGCCUGAACUCUAUCUGAGCCAUUAGAAUAAUGAAUAAUUCUUAAUAAUGAACCAAAGGAUAAUUUUAGUGAUUUUAAUUUUUUUUUUUUUUUUUUUUUUUUGAGAGGGAGUCUUGCUCUUUCUCCCAGGCCGGAGUGCAGUGGCGCUAUCUCGGCUCACUGCAAGCUCCACCUCCCGGGUUCACGCCAUUCUCCUGCCUCAGCCUCCCGAGUAACUGGGACUACAGGCGCCCGCCACCACGCCCGGCUAAUUUUUUGUAUUUUUAAUAGAGACGAGGUUUCACCGUGUUAGGCAGGAUUGUCUCGAUCUCCUGACCUCGUGAUCCACCUGCCUUGGCCUCCCAAAGUGCUGGGAUUACAAGCGUGAGCCACUGUGCCCGGCCAUUUUCAUUUUAUAGUAUGUUGUGUGGCCAAAAAAAAAAAAAAAAAUGAGCAGUUGGUAAUUUUAUCUAAUGAGAUGACUACAGACUUGAUAUUUUGCUUUUGUUGUUCCUUUGUGUCACUAAGAGUUGAUAAUUUAUAAAACUGUGAAGUGACCUCUACGUGUGUAAACAAGACACACAGGUCUAAAUUCUAUUUUUCCAGCUUUAUUGAGGUAUAGUAAACAAAUGAAAAUGGUUUAUAUUUAGGAUGUACAACGUGAUGAUUUGAUAUAUGUAUACAUUCUGAAACAGUAACCACAAUCUCAAGUUAGCUAACACAUCUAUUAACCUCACAUGUUUACCUUUUCUGUGUGUGUGGUGAGAACAACUGAUAGCCUCUUAGUAAAUUUCAAGCACACAAUACAGUAUUAUUAGCUACAGUCACCAUGCUAUCCUUUGCACCCUCAGAAUAUAUUCAUCUUAUGAAUGUUUGUACUCUAAUACCUCCCCAGUUACCUACCCCUUCGCCCCAGGCAACCAUCAUCUACUCUCUGCUUCUAUGAGUUCAACUUUUCAUUGCAGCACUGUUCACAAUAGCUAAGAUACAGAAACAAUUUAAGUGUGCUGUGAUGGAUGAAUGAUGAGAAUGUUGUAUAUAUACAUAAUGGAAUACGAUUCAGACAUAAAAAUGAAGGAAAUCCUGCCACUUGCAACAAUGUGGAUGAACCUGCAGAACAUUAUGCUAAGUGAAAUAAGCCAGACACAGAAAGACAAAUGCUAUAGGAUCUCACUUAUAUGUGAAGCCUUAAAAAGAAAAUGACCAGGUGAUAUGGUUUGGCUGUAUCCCCACCCAACUCUCAUCAUAGAUUGUAGUUCCCAUAAUCUCCACGCGUUGUGGGAAGGACCUGGUGGGAGGUAAUUGAAUUGUGAGGGCGGUCAUCCCCAUGCUGCUGCUGUUGUGAUCGUGAGUUCUCAUGAGAUCUGAUGGUUUCUGAUGGUUUUAUAAGGGGCUUCCCCCUACUUCGCUUUGCACUUCUUUCUCUCGCCGCCUUGUGAAGAAGGACGUGUUUCCUUCCCCU